Messenger RNA from Marmota monax (woodchuck), 4782 nucleotides. RefSeq names its product polycystin 2, transient receptor potential cation channel (gene Pkd2). Gene Ontology annotation, molecular function: signaling receptor binding; voltage-gated sodium channel activity; voltage-gated calcium channel activity. The record is from RefSeq and is a predicted model, not a curated record. Lineage: Eukaryota; Metazoa; Chordata; Mammalia; Rodentia; Sciuridae. The transcript is spliced from 15 exons. The coding region runs from base 82 to 2982 and encodes 966 amino acids. Gene Ontology annotation, cellular component: membrane. Gene Ontology annotation, biological process: potassium ion transmembrane transport; release of sequestered calcium ion into cytosol; detection of mechanical stimulus.
GGAAGAAAAGAACAUGGCUCCUGCGGCGGGCAGCACCGAGGGCGGCGCAGCGCAUCCGCGCGCCGGGCGCCAGUGACCACGAUGGUGAACUCCAGCCGCGUCCAGCCGCAGCAGCCCGGGGACGUGAAGCGGCAGCCCCCGCCCCGAGCUCCCGGCCCGGGCCGGCUGAUGGCGGGCGGCGCGGGCCUCGCAGCCCCGGGCGGCCUCCGGGAGCAGCGGGGCCUGGAGAUCGAGAUGGAGCGCAUCCGGCAGGCUGCCGCGCGGGACCCUCCAGCGGGAGCCUCUGCCUCCCCUUCUCCUCCGCUCUCGUCCUGCUCCAGGCAGGCGUGGAGCCGCGAUAACCCGGGCUUCGAGGCUGAGGAAGACGACGACGAAGAGGAGGUGGAAGGGGAAGAAGGGGGAAUGGUGGUGGAGAUGGACGUGGAGUGGCGCCCGGGCAGCCGGAGGUCAGCAGUCUCUUCCACUGUGAGCUCUGGGGGCGCCCGCGGCCGGGGGCUGAGUAGCUACCACGGAUCUGGCCACCCGAACGGGAGGCGGCGCAGACGAGAGGACCAGGGUCCGCCGUGCCCUAGCCCGGUCGGCGGCGGGGACCCACUGCAUCGCCACCUCCCCCUGGACGGGCAGCCGCCCCGCGUGGCCUGGGCUGAGAGGCUUUUUCGAGGGCUGCGAGGUCUCUGGGGAACAAGACUCAUGGAGGAAAGCAACACUAACCGAGAGAAAUACCUUAAAAGUGUUUUACGGGAACUGGUCACAUACCUCCUUUUUCUCAUAGUCUUGUGCAUCUUGACCUAUGGCAUGAUGAGCUCCAAUGUGUACUACUACACCCGGAUAAUGUCGCAGCUCUUCCUAGACACCCCAUUGUCUAAAACAGAGAAAACGAACUUUAAAACUCUUUCUUCAAUGGAGGACUUCUGGAAGUUUGCAGAAGGCCCCUUACUGGAUGGGCUGUACUGGAAGGUGCAGCCCAGCAACCAAACAGAAGCUGACAACCGAAGUUUCAUUUUCUACGAGAACCUGCUGUUAGGGGUUCCACGCAUACGACAAGUCAAAGUCAGAAAUGGAUCCUGUUCCAUCCCCCAGGACUUGAGAGAGGAAAUUAAAGAGUGCUAUGAUGUUUACUCUGUCAGUAGCGAAGACAGGGCUCCAUUUGGGCCACGAAAUGGAACUGCUUGGAUCUACACAAGUGAAAAAGACUUGAAUGGGAGUAGCCACUGGGGAAUAAUCGCAUCUUACAGUGGAGCUGGCUAUUACCUGGAUUUGUCAAGAACCAGAGAGGAAACAGCUGCCCAGAUUACUAGCCUCAGGAAAAAUGUCUGGUUGGACCGAGGAACCAGGGCAACUUUUAUUGACUUUUCAGUGUACAAUGCCAACAUUAACCUGUUCUGCGUGGUCAGGUUAUUGGUUGAAUUCCCAGCAACAGGCGGUGUGGUUCCCUCUUGGCAAUUUCAACCUGUAAAGCUGAUUCGCUACGUCACCACUUUUGAUUUCUUCCUGGCAGCCUGUGAGACUAUCUUUUGUUUCUUUAUCCUUUAUUAUGUCGUGGAAGAGAUAUUGGAAAUUCGCAUUCACAAACUACAAUAUUUCAGGAGUUUCUGGAAUUGUCUGGAUGUUGUGAUCAUUGUGCUCUCGGUGAUGGCUAUAGGAAUUAGCUUAUAUCGAACAUCAAAUGUGGAGGGCCUACUCCACUUUCUGGAAGACCAGAAUACUUUCCCCAACUUUGAGCAUCUGGCAUAUUGGCAAAUACAAUUCAAUAAUAUAGCUGCUGUCACAGUAUUUUUUGUGUGGAUUAAGCUCUUCAAAUUCAUCAAUUUUAACAGGACGAUGAGCCAACUGUCUACAACCAUGUCUCGUUGUGCCAAAGACCUCUUUGGCUUUGCCAUUAUGUUCUUCAUUAUAUUCUUAGCAUAUGCUCAGUUGGCGUACCUCGUCUUUGGUGCUCAGGUUGAUGACUUCAGUUCUUUCCAAGAAUGUAUCGUCACUCAAUUCCGUAUCAUUUUGGGUGAUAUCAACUUUGCAGAGAUUGAGGAAGCUAAUCGAGUUUUGGGACCACUGUAUUUCACUACCUUUGUGUUCUUUAUGUUCUUCAUUCUUUUGAACAUGUUUCUGGCCAUCAUCAAUGAUACCUACUCUGAAGUGAAAUCUGAUUUUGCCCAGCAGAAAGCUGAAAUGGAGCUUUCAGACCUCAUCAGAAAGGGCUACCAUAAAGCUUUGGUCAAACUAAAACUGAAAAAAAAUACUGUGGAUGACAUUUCAGAGAGUCUGCGGCAAGGGGGAGGCAAGUUAAACUUUGAUGAACUUCGACAAGAUCUCAAAGGGAAGGGCCAUACUGAUGCAGAGAUUGAGGCAAUAUUCACCAAGUAUGACCAAGAUGGAGACCAGGAGCUCACUGAACAUGAACAUCAGCAGAUGAGAGAUGACCUGGAAAGAGAGAGGGAGGACCUGGACUUGGACCAUAGCUCUUUGCCGCGCCCCAUGAGCAGCCGCAGUUUCCCAAGAAGCCUGGAUGACUCUGAGGAGGAUGACGACGAAGACAGUGGACACAGCUCCAGAAGGAGGGGAAGCAUCUCCAGUGGGGUUUCUUAUGAAGAGUUUCAAGUCCUGGUGAGGCGCGUGGACCGCAUGGAGCACUCCAUCGGCAGCAUUGUGUCCAAGAUCGAUGCUGUGAUCGUCAAGUUGGAGACCAUGGAGCGGACCAAAGUGAAGAGACGGGAGGUGCUGGGGAGGCUGCUGGAUGGGGUGGCCGAGGAUGAAAGACUGGGUCGUGACAGUGAAAUCCACAGGGAACAGAUGGAGCAGUUAGUGCGGGAAGAGCUGGAGCGCUGGGAAUCUGAUGAUGCAGCUUCCCAGAUAAGUCACCGGCUAGGCACACCUGUGGGACUCCAUGGUCAGCCUCGCCCCAGAGGAUCCCGUCCUUCCUCCUCUCAGUCCACAGAGGGCGCAGAAGGUGGAGGUGGAAAUGGGAGUGCCAGUAUGCACGUGUGAGGAGUGUUGGUGUGUAUGUUCCUGAUAGGCGAGAAGGCGCUGUCCCAAUCGCCAUAACAAGUACACUAUUUAUAUGCCCUGAUUACCAUAUGAUGCUGGCCUAUGUGACUGAUUGUUAAUCUUCUGCACUUUAACUUAUUUUAUAUAAAUGUUACCCGUGAAUCCAAGUGUUUGUUUUUUGUUUGUUUGUUUGUUUUGUUUUGUUUUGGAUUGGUUUUUUGCUUUUUGAGGUUUUUUUUUCCCCCUCAUAUGAGAAAUCUAGAUGUAAAUAUUGAGUUCAGGGAAAAUCUUUGAAAAGUAUGUGGAGUGUAUGGUCAGUUGCCACCAUGCCUGCAUCUUCCCAAUUGACAGUGAAGUAGCCUUUAUAGCUAGAAGAGAACAGUCAAAGGUCUUCUGAGUUUACUUCCAUUCACAAAAAUCAGUAUUGCCACUUUUGUCCAGUGUAUGAAAGCAGGUAGGAUAUUCCUCUCCACUUGGGGAGUAACUCAUGAGCUCAAUGCAUGGAUUUCUUUUUAAAAAGGAUUCUUUUUUUUUUUCCAACUACCUUACUGGAGUGAACUUUUCUAAAAGACUAGGUAGAAAAGAACUCCAGACCACAGAAUGGGUAUGUAGUCACUAUGCUAGAAUUUGUAUGAGUGGUUAAGAUAAAUGUUAAAUACUGUGCUUUUAUUGUUUGUUUAUAUCUAAAAUCUGUGAGACUAUCAUUUCAUUUUUAUAUUAUAUUAGCUUUGAAUUUGAAAUAGCCAAGAAAACCACCAAAGACCAAUUUGAAGAGGAAAUGGUAAUUUCAAACUUUAGUUUUAAAAUUCAUUAAACCACCAACAAAACUAAAGUUUCAGUUUAAUACUCUCUCAAGAAUAUAGUUCUCAAAUAUUCCUGAUCCAAUAUUGAUAAUGUAAAUGAUGCUUAAUUUAGUAAAAAGGAGGCAUUGGUAUUCAAAGUUCAUCCUUUGUCAGAAAGUACCAGCCACAUUUUGAGUUAGCAUCAGUUGUUUUCAAUAGGAAAGGGUCUUGCAAAAUUUAUGGGAGAAAAACCUAUUUCUCAAAAAAAAAAUACAAAAACAAAUUAUUUUUCAAAAGUAGUGGGAAAUGUGGCCUUUUGAUAGCUAAUAGGACCAGCAAGGGCAAUGUAAUAUUGUUGAGCAUCUCUCAGUUGGAUAACAGAAGGGAAUCCUGCUUUUUAAUGCUGCAUCUUAAGUAGUUCAUUCCAUUGGUGGAGUAUGUCAGUCAAAUCUCUAAUGAAAAGAGAAGACAGGCCUUUCUGCCAUAGUGUCUAUAGAAAUAAAACAUAUUGAGUGUCUUUAACAGUCAUUCCCCAUGGAUUUAUCUCUAUCUGUCUUUACUUUGUUUUAACAUGCUACACCAAUUCUUUAUUCCUAGGUACUGAAAUUUGCAUUCCAGGGGAAUGGAGUGUACAUAUUUAUGUUUGUGUACCUUGUUGUUACAUGUAAACAAACUUCAGUUUGAAGUGCAACUAUUAUGUGGUAUCCAUGUAUAUUGACCCGGUGCCAUAGGUUGAUUAUGGUCACUAGAAACUCUUUUUAUGGUACUUAUCAUUGUACUGUUUUUCAUUUCACUUGUAAAACGUGGUGAAAUUCUUUUCUUAUUAUCCAUAAGUUCCAUACAUUUUUAUUCUUUAGUCAUGGAGCAUUCAGUCCCAGCCCUUUCCUUAUCACCUUCCCACCUCUGUAUGACAGGAAUAAUUAUGAUGUUACAUAUGCCAGUCUCAACAAUCAAGAAUUUUAUAAUUGUGUAAUACUGAGCACUUUACUUCUUAAUAAAGACUUGAUAAAAUAUCAGA